AUGAUCAAACUUGGAGGAGCUCAUCGCCACGCCCUCUGUCGAAGACGCCGGCGCCCUGUCCCCGGGCGCAACAACAUCGCCUGCCCGAUCAAUGGCGGCGAUAACGAAGGGUACAACUAUACCUCGGGUGCCCACCCAGCCCUUAAGGCCGCGAUCCGCUCGCCCGCAUGGUCCCCGGACGGCCGCUUCGUCGUCUACAAAAAGCUAGACUUCACCGCCCGGCCGAUGGAGAAGCCCCUCUGGAGCUGGAGCGCGGACUGGGAGUACCGCCACACCGACGUCUUCCCCCGGCUCUCCCUUCAAGGCCGCCUGUCCACGCCUGAUUUCCCCAGCUACAGCCCCGACGGCCGCAGCAUCAUCUUCUGCGAAUGGGGCGUCCGCUACGGCGUCCGCAUCAUCAAAAUCAAGACCAAGACGGUGCGCAGCUUGACCAAUGCGACGAACAACCUCCCCUUUUGGUCGCCCGGCGGCGAGCACAUCGUCUUCACCCGCAAGACGUCGGCCACCAAUAUUGACGUCUGCACCAUCCGGCCCGACGGCAUGGACCUGCAAAUGCUCACGUCGAACGGUGCCAACGACGCGCACGCGGUGUGGUCGCACGAUGGGCGGAUCCUGUACUCGAGCGGCAUGUACGGGUUCCUGGACGAGGCGGCCAUCUACAACCAGACGUUCCAGUCGUACGGGCAGAUUGCCGUCAUGGAUGCGGAUGGGUCGAACAAGCGGAUGCUCACUGACAGUCUGUUGGAGGAUUCCAUGCCGCUCAAUAUGCCAAGCGAGUUUCUCGUGUACUACUACUUGGUGGCUCGAAAAAAUCACUCCAAGGUCAAACCGUCCCUGGCAGAUGGUACUUCACGAGAGGAACAUUUUAAGUGA
This is a messenger RNA of Colletotrichum orchidophilum, 873 nucleotides long. RefSeq lists its product as uncharacterized. The transcript has 4 exons. Bases 1 to 873 code for a protein of 290 amino acids. Lineage: Eukaryota; Fungi; Ascomycota; Sordariomycetes; Glomerellales; Glomerellaceae. The record is from RefSeq and is a predicted model, not a curated record.